Messenger RNA from Knipowitschia caucasica, 474 nucleotides. Lineage: Eukaryota; Metazoa; Chordata; Actinopteri; Gobiiformes; Gobiidae. The record is from the annotation of a GenBank genome assembly.
AUGGCGUCAGUCGAGCACAGAGAAGAGGAUGGAGAGAGUGAGGAGGAGGUGUAUGAGGUGGUGGACCUCACAGAAUACGCUCGCAGACAUCAGUGGUGGAGCAGAGUGUUCGGCAGCAGCUCAGGUCCCAUUGCAGAGAAGCAUUCUGUCGCUACACAGUUGGUGAUGGGUGGAGUCACAGGAUGGUGUGCAGGUUACUUGUUCCAGAGAGUGGGGAAGAUCGCUGCGACAGCUGUGGGCGGAGGAUUCCUCCUGUUACAAAUCGCCAACCACACCGGCUACGUUCAGAUCGACUGGAAAAAGGUGGAGAAGGACGUGAACAAAGCCAAGAAGCAUCUGAAGAAACGGGCCGACAAGGCAGCUCCGGAGAUCAGCACGUUCAUAGAGGAGGUAAAGGCGACUGACUUUAUCAAGAGAAACAUCGUCUUGUCCAGUGGAUUCGUCGGUGGAUUUUUCUUGGGGAUCGCGUCUUAA